Messenger RNA from Puccinia triticina, 1227 nucleotides. RefSeq lists its product as uncharacterized. The coding region runs from base 1 to 1227 and encodes 408 amino acids. Gene Ontology annotation, cellular component: PcG protein complex; transcription regulator complex. Gene Ontology annotation, molecular function: RNA polymerase II cis-regulatory region sequence-specific DNA binding; DNA-binding transcription factor activity, RNA polymerase II-specific. The record is from RefSeq and is a predicted model, not a curated record. NCBI's taxonomy places the organism in Eukaryota, Fungi, Basidiomycota, Pucciniomycetes, Pucciniales, Pucciniaceae. Gene Ontology annotation, biological process: regulation of transcription by RNA polymerase II. The transcript is spliced from 5 exons.
AUGGACGUUCCCGAACCAGAGAGCCACACUGACGGCAAACUACUCCGACCUUACGCUUGCACCUACGCCCCAUGUCAUAAAUCCUUUUCACGACGAUCUGACCUUGUUCGCCAUGUGCGGAUUCACACCAAUGAACGACCUUACAAAUGCGAGUACAAGUCUUGCGGUAAAUGUUUCAUCCAGAGGUCUGCACUGACUGUUCACAUGCGCACCCACACGGGUGAAAGACCCCAUGUGUGCGAACAGUGUGGUAGAGCUUUCAGCGACUCGAGCUCUUUGGCACGUCACCGAAGAGUACACACUGGCAAGCGACCCUAUCGGUGUCCCUAUAUAGGUUGUGACAAAACUUUUUGUCGCAAGACAACCUUGAUGAAACACCACAAAAGCCACUCAGAUGAUAGUCUUUCGUUUCACAGCGACAGCGGGUCUCCGAAAUCCACCUCUGCCGUCCAAUCAACCAGCACCUCCCCGACUUGUCUCACCUCCUUCAACCCCCAGUACGCACACUCGACCUACCUAGAACGGCUACCGCAGAACAUGUCGGCCCCCGCAUCGUCACAAAGCUUUCCACAUCUCCCUCAUCCUAGUCACUACGCGCCGCCAUGGAGUAGUACUUCAGCCACGUUUUCCUCAGCAUCAACAUCUCACAGCGAGAACAGUCUAGUCACGAGCACCUCCUAUCCACUGCAGUCCCACAGCUUCCUACCAGUCAUUGCUCCUCAGCCAACCCCCUUGAAUUGCGGCCCCUUCUUUGGACGUCAUCUGUCGCAGAGUCAACCCUUUCCCCAAACGGACCGAGCCCUUUUCAACCAGUCUGAACCUUACUCGGCCCCUUCCCAUUAUGUUCCAGACACUCAACAGCUGUACGGCCAAAUGCCCAAGGGUCGGGAAAGUGGAGGAUCAGAGCUUCAACUGUCAAAUGUGUUGGAUCACACUUCCUUCUUCGGUCCCCUUGGCAUGAAUAAUCACAUCUUAGUGGAGCCUAUGCAAGGUAGUCAAGCGGAUCUGUUAUACGAUCCUUUUCCCGAUCCACUAGCGAAUGUUAACGGAUCAAUGCCUGGAAUCGAUCUGUCCAACAAUCUGCACACGAUCGGCAAUCGGCAACAGCCGUUCAGUACGAUACAACAGCCAGCCCCACUUCACCACUUUGCUUUCGAAGAUCCGUUGGCAGCAAGCGUCGAUGACAUCAACGCCUGCUGGCAAAAGCUAAACUGGAGCCGAACCUGA